Molecule: messenger RNA, 997 nt
Organism: Clunio marinus
Lineage: Eukaryota; Metazoa; Arthropoda; Insecta; Diptera; Chironomidae
Source: the annotation of a GenBank genome assembly
CAGUGUUUGUUCGACGACGAAAGCUGAAAGAUUAAACAAAAUGUGGAACAACGAAUUCAUCUUCCUAACAUUGUUGGUGCUUGUUGGGAAUGUUCAAUGUGAUGAAGAGAUAAUUUGUAGCAUUAACAACAAAACUGCUGUAAUUAAGAGAUUCAAUCACAGUUUACCUCUCGGGUUUUAUGAAGAAGAAGUUGAGCAUUGUCUCAUAGCAAAUUUAACAAGUACAUUGGAACAAGUGACAACAUUACCUGAAAACCAUUCAAUCAAAUCAUUUGAGGUUUACUUGGUUAAAAAUUUCGAGCGAUGGAGUCUUCGCAAUAAAUAUUUUCAUCUGCCUGAGAAUAUUUCGUCAAUAUUUCCUGAAUUAAUACAAUACAAAGUUAAAUAUUCUAAAGUUAGAGACAUCAUUAAGAAUAAUUUUCAAGGGCUUACAAAGUUGGAAGUGUUAGAAUUGGAAAAUAAUAAAAUAGUCGGAAUUCGGAGAGGUGUCUUCGGUGGCUUGACAUCGCUGAUAGUUCUAAACUUAGCUGGUAACGAGAUGGAAUACAUUCAAAAAGAAGCUUUCGUUGGCUUGGAUAAAUUGGAAGUUUUAGAUUUGAACACCAACUCGUUCUUGAAAAUUUCACGUACGGUCUUUAAAGGAUUGACAUCGUUGGAGACUCUCGACCUUUCAACGAACUCCAUUGAAACUAUCGAUGAGAAAGCUUUUGAAGAUCUGAAGAAAUUGAAAACUUUGAAAUUGGGAUUUAACAGUUUAAAUGAUUUAAAACGAGGUGUUUUUGACAAUUUAAUUUCGCUAGUUCAACUCAAUCUUGAACAAAACUACAUCAAGUACAUUGAAGAAGAUACAUUUGCGAGUUUACUGAAUCUAAGAACAGCAACAUUUGUUCACGUCAGAAGAUCUGAAAAUUGCAUCUCUAAAAAUUUUGAAGGAGUUGAAGCGAUGCAAGAAUUGAAUUCACUUGUUAAGACCAACUGCAGUGGAUGGUGGCCAUAG